AACGCCAGUCUCUAGCAGAUAAUCCAAAGCUGUCACGCGGGUCUCUCGUCCUCACUCCUCCCCGAACCCCGUCCAAAACCCACCUCCGCUGCCAUGCUCCGCCGCCUCCUUCUCCGCUUCCGCCAGCGCCGCUACUACUCCGCCGCCGCCACCGUGCCCCUCUCCGCACCGACCUUCGCCGUCUUCGGCGCCAACACCGGCGUCGGCAAGACCCUCGUCUCCGCGGGCCUCGCCGCGGCCCUCCUCAGCUCCCGCUCCCCCUCCGUCUCGGCCGUCAGCUACCUCAAGCCGCUCCAGACCGGCUACCCCGCCGACUCCGACGCGCGAUUCGUCUUCGCCAGGACCCCCGCGCUGCUCCGCGCCUCGUCCUCCUCCUCCUCUCCCCGCGCCACCCGCCUCGUCUCCUCAUGCCGCACCCUCUUCCCGUCCCCCGCCGUGGGGGCGGAGGCGGAACCCCUCCGCGAGAGCCAGGAGAAUGUGGUGACCUACGGAGGGGAUGGGGCGGUGGAGGAGACGAAGGUGCUCUCGUGCAGGACGGCGUACGCGUGGCGGGAGCCGGUGUCGCCGCACCUGGCGGCCGAGAGGGAGGGGAUGGCGGCGGGGGACGAUGAGGUCAGGGGUUGCGUGGAGCAGUGGCUGCUGGAGGAAGACGUGGGGGAGGGCGGGGAGGCGUGGAAGGUUCUGGAGACGGCUGGGGGCGUCGCUAGCCCCGGUGCAUCCGGCGCGCUGCAAUGUGACCUCUACCGACCUUUUAGGUUACCUGCUAUUCUUGUUGGAGAUGGCCGCCUAGGUGGCAUUUCAUCCACUUUGUCUGCAUAUGAAACCUUGUUGCUAAGAGGGUAUGAUGUGAGCGCAGUUAUUUUGGAAGACCGUGGCUUAUCAAAUGACAAAUUCUUGCUUUCUUUCUUGAGAAACAGGGUACAUGUGCAUGGCUUGCCACAAAUUCCUGAAGAUCCUUUAGAUGACCUAACUGAUUGGUUUUCUGAGUCAUCAUCAGUAUUUAAUGUUCUUAAGGAUGCCCUGCAAUCAUUUCAUUUGAAUAGAAUUGAGCGGUUAAACAGCAUGCAAAGAAAAUCCAAGGAUUUACUAUGGUGGCCUUUUACUCAGCACAAUCUUGUCCCUCAAGAAUCUGUUACAGUAAUUGAUUCACGUUGUGGUGAGAAUUUUUCUGCAUACAAGAUUAAAGACAACAAGAUGAUGCUUGUCCCUCAAUUUGAUGCAUGUGCAAGUUGGUGGACUCAAGGCCCUGAUUCCAACUUGCAGAUUGAACUUGCAAGAGAUAUGGGUUAUGCUGCUGCAAGAUAUGGUCAUGUGAUGUUUCCGGAGAAUGUUCAUGAGCCUGCUCUUCAUUCUGCGGAAAUUUUGCUUGGAGGAGUUGGCAAAGGUUGGGCUUCUCGAGUCUAUUAUUCAGACAAUGGAUCUACUGCAAUUGAAAUUGCUCUGAAGAUGGCAUUCCGUAAAUUUUCACUUGAUCAUGGAAUUCUAGCGGACAGUGAAAAUAGUAUCAAGAACGAAAGAAAUAUUCAGUUUAAGGUCCUUGCUCUAAACGGUUCCUAUCAUGGUGAUACAUUGGGCGCUAUGGAAGCUCAAGCUCCAUCAGCCUAUACGUCUUUUCUUCAGCAGCCAUGGUACUCAGGUAGAGGACUUUUUCUAGAUCCUCCAACUGUGUAUAUUAAAAGUGAGAUGUACAACCUUUCUUUGCCUCUGUCGAUGCCACAUGAUCCACAGACUUCUGAUGAUACAUGUUUUUCUUCACAAGCUGAAGUCUUUUGCAAGAGCAGGGACAAAUCAUCUGCUGCUGAUUUAUAUUUGUCCUAUAUAAAUCAGCAACUAUCAGAAUUUUCUCUAUCAAGCAAUUCAGAGUAUCUUGCAGCACUAAUUAUAGAACCAGUAAUACAAGGUGCUGGGGGAAUGCUCAUGAUAGAUCCCCUUUUCCAGCGAAUACUCGUCAGUGAGUGUAAAAGUCGAAAAAUACCUGUUAUAUUUGAUGAGGUAUUUACAGGAUUCUGGCGUCUUGGUGUGGAGUCUGCUUCAGAGUUACUUGGAUGUUCACCAGAUAUUGCUUGCUAUGCAAAACUGAUGACGGGGGGAAUUAUACCAUUAGCUGCAACCUUAGCAACAGAGGAAGUUUUUGAAUCCUUCAGAAGCGACUCCAAGCUUACGGCGCUCUUACAUGGUCAUUCCUAUACCGCUCAUCCCAUGGGCUGUGCUGCAGCACUAAAAGCUAUCCAGUGGUACCGGGAUCCAUCCACCAAUUUGAACCUUGAUGCUAAUCAUAUGAAGCUACAGGAGCUAUGGGACAAUGCAAUUGUGAAGCAAUUAUCAUCACUACCGAAUGUGAAAAGAGUGGUCUCAAUAGGAACUCUCUGUGCAAUUGAGCUCAAGGCUGAGGGAUUGGAUGCUGGGUACGCGUCACUCUAUGCAAGUUCCUUGGUACAGCAACUCCGCAGAGAGGAUAAUAUCUAUGUCAGGCCCCUAGGUAACGUGAUAUACCUCAUGUGUGGCCCGUGCACACCUCGAGAUAGCUGCUCUCGGCAACUCCUCAAAGUACACCGCAGACUCUGCGGCUUCAAUUGAGCCCAGUGAGAAUAAUUGCGAGCAGUUUGAGUCUGGACAGCCUUAUGGCAACAGUUUCAGGCGAUCAGUAACAUGUCUCUCUUUGAGCACAUGGCUUCAUGCAUAGACAAAUUUUAGAGCGUAUUGCAGAGAGAUCGAAACCUUCGAUCUUGUGAUAGUAUGUAGAAAUUAUUAUUGAUUCUGAAAUUUGUUCUAAUGCAGCAGGUACAGUUGCUAAGCCUGAUGGUCUAUUGAUUUUUAUUAGCUUCGUUAAUGACAACGUAAUUCCUAGA
Messenger RNA from Panicum virgatum (switchgrass), 2849 nucleotides. Its product is annotated as bifunctional dethiobiotin synthetase/7,8-diamino-pelargonic acid aminotransferase, mitochondrial-like. The transcript has 14 exons. NCBI's taxonomy places the organism in Eukaryota, Viridiplantae, Streptophyta, Magnoliopsida, Poales, Poaceae. The coding region runs from base 94 to 2577 and encodes 827 amino acids. Gene Ontology annotation, biological process: biotin biosynthetic process. Gene Ontology annotation, molecular function: pyridoxal phosphate binding; magnesium ion binding; S-adenosyl-L-methionine:8-amino-7-oxononanoate transaminase activity. Gene Ontology annotation, cellular component: mitochondrion. The record is from RefSeq and is a predicted model, not a curated record.